UGGUUUCCCGGGCUUUCCCACGGCGACAAGGUCUGUCGGUCUUCUGACCUCGACGGCGACCUUACCUUCCUUGAGCAGACCAAUUCCUCUUGAGAUCCACUCAAACUGCAACGUCCCUGUCCAGUGUUGUGUAUCUAAAACCUUCGAACAGCUAUCCAUUUCACAGUUUAACUGUCCAUCACAAACGAUCACCUCGGCUUGUGAUGAGUUCGGCUGCUCAUGAUGAAUUCUCUCUUUCGCUGGGAUAGAGUGGGAAACCCCUUGUAUCACUUCCAUGGUCCCUAGCAGGUACCACACGAAUAAAUUGAAUUAUGCAGAUGAGGACAUGGAAGCCCGAAUUAUUCGCCUCCCUUAAUAUAUCACGAACAGACGUUCUCAAUCAACUUCUCAUGUCGUCGAACACCCCCAUCUCGAUAAAGCGGUUUGGACUUCGAUAUCAACAGUUUUCGAUUCGGCAUGCGUUUCAAUGUCCAAUCGGCGUUUUAGUAUCGACGAUUUCUGCACACACAUCAACUCAGUUGAUCGGGUGCAUGCUGCCGAGGCCAAGUUCAGCAUUGACCUUGAAAGAUGAACCUGUGUAAGACAUCAAAAUCAGAUUGCACAGCGGUCCUGACGCUUUUUCCGGGCUUCAACUUAAAGAAUGCUUCUCGACAGGUGCCACUCUUGCCACUGUAAGGGCUUGAUCUACCUAUAAUUAGCUGGAGGGGUGGUUUAAAACUCGACUGCCAAACGGGAAACGCACCCCAGAUGCUUCCGCCAUCUUCAGAUGGCAUUCAUCAUCCGUAUAUUCUCCCUGCUCUCUGCUGGCAGUAAUGAAGAUAUCACUCUCUUUUCUCCGCAACGCCGCCUAGCACAAGCUGAAGACCAACGAGUCGAAAUCAGACAACCACUUUCUUUGCCAAGCAUUGGCGAUGUCGUUCAUUCCACCGAAGAUCACGUUGAGGGCACAGUUGAAGAUGUGAAGGGCACAGUCAACGAUGUCAAAGAUGGAAACGAUGUGGUUGACGAUGUAAAGAAGACCAUUUCCGAUCCCAAAGGCUUAACUGGCGGGCCAAUUGCAAACGCUAAAAUCAUUCUUGGUUCUGGAGCGUCUGACCAUGGUGGCAAACCCGGCCAACCCCCAUCUUCCCCCACCAGUAGUCCGCCCCAAAACACACAAGCACCGCCGACGACUCCUUCCAACAGCCCCGACGACCCUCCUUCUCGUAAUCCUCCUCCCGAUAAUGGCUCUUCACAAAGCAACAAUGGAAACGAUUCUGGAGAUGGCAAUUCCUCUGACGAUAGUAGCCACGGUGACAGGACAAGUGGUACAGCUGUCGCCACUGCUGGAAACACAGCCCAUGAUGAAAGCAGCACGGCAACCACCAAGCCAUUGUCUGCUUCUACACGCGCGCUUUCCGCUCCGAUUUCGAGCUCUACGGGCAACGUCAUUGUAGACACUAACUCUGCGAUGAACAGUCCGAGUUCUGGAACGGAUCACAACGUCCUGGUUGCUGAAGCCACCACCACGCUAUUCUCCUCUACGACCGGCUCUGUAACCACCGUGAUACCGAAAACCCUCACUAUGACUGACUCUACUGGUGGGAUACAUGUGACAACAUCCUCUGUCACAACUGUCAUACCGUCUUUGGUCUCGUCUCCUUUAUCUCCUCCCAAGAGCACUGGAGCCUCGCCUCCUGCUGCUCUGAUUGGGGGGGUUGUCGCUGGUAUCAUACUUUUCCUCGGCAUUCUUUCAAUCUUACUGGUCUGCCUUCGCCGCAGGAGACGUGCCGCUCGUGCAUCCAGGAACGUUUCUGAUUACCCAUUUGCGGGUAUGAGCAGUUCUGAUAUUGAGGAUCCCACAUACUCUCCUUCUCCCACCCCACGCUCAAACCGAGUGUUGAGUUACAUCCGCAACUUACUCCCUUCGACCGGGCGAAGAUCUGUGUUUAAAUAUGUCCCCGAUCCAUUCUUGUCUGCCUCGAGACGGUCUUCUGCCAGUUUCUUGGGUACUAGUACUAGUCGUUGGUCGUCCUCUUUUAGGUCGAGUACUGCCUCUUCGCAGACUGCAUCCGACCAUGACGACCGUGAGAAGCACAUUGCUAGUCGCGCGUCUUCCUUCCAUACGGCCAUUGACCACGAUCCGGAAAAGUAUCCCUCCAUCGUUGCGUGAUUUCGAUUCUUGUUUCGGUUUUGGAGACUUCGUUCUUGUAUGUUCUGGUUUCUACAUCCAAUCACCCUCGUUUUUAGUGUACCCACUUGAUGUAGUACUAGAACGGACGCCGUGAUAUUUGAUCUCCAUACAAAAAAAUAUAUGGAACAGCACCCGGCGCAAGCAAUCAUUAAUCAAGCUCUCCACUAAUAGUUCGCUCGAAUCAGUCGAAUGAAUCGGAAUGCUUUAUUGCCGCACUUGUGAAGUCAUCUUACCUCCCACGCCGUUCUUCUGAUGGGACACCUUCCAUCUCGACGCUUCAAGCCCUUAUGUCUUUACUCCUUGGCGAAAGAAAACAACCAGGAUGAACGACC
Marasmius oreades (fairy-ring Marasmius) is the source of this 2505-nucleotide messenger RNA. RefSeq lists its product as uncharacterized. The transcript is spliced from 3 exons. The coding region runs from base 767 to 2152 and encodes 461 amino acids. NCBI's taxonomy places the organism in Eukaryota, Fungi, Basidiomycota, Agaricomycetes, Agaricales, Marasmiaceae. The record is from RefSeq and is a predicted model, not a curated record.